Parnassius mnemosyne (clouded apollo) is the source of this 2382-nucleotide messenger RNA. The record is from the annotation of a GenBank genome assembly. NCBI's taxonomy places the organism in Eukaryota, Metazoa, Arthropoda, Insecta, Lepidoptera, Papilionidae.
AUGGAAGAUCAUAGGACUGCAGCUAGACUCUUACCUAAAUCCGGCUUCAUGGCAAAUAUUGAUAUAAAAGAGGCUUACCUUUUAGUUCCAAUAGCAAAAGAACAUCGUAAGUACUUACGUUUUCAAUUUAAUAAAAAAUGCUUCGAAUUUAAUGCUCUGCCAUAUGGACUGUCCGUUGCUCCGUGGGUUUUCACUAAGUUAAUGAAAGAACCUAUCAAUUUUUUACGACAAAGAGGAUAUAGGUCGGUAAUAUAUUUGGAUGAUAUCCUAUGCAUAGGCGACACUUACGAAGAAUGCUCCAAUAACGUAAGUAAAACGUUAUCAUUGCUCAAAUGCUUAGGAUUUGUCAUUAAUUACGAAAAAAGUUUCCUGGAACCAAAACAGGUAUGUCGAUUUCUCGGGUUUAUAUAUAAUUCAGUCGAUAUGUCAUUAAGUUUGCCAAAUGACAAACGACAUGUUAUCAUGCAGUAUGUCAAAAAAUUUGCCUUACUCCCCAAAUGCUCUAUCAGGGAAUUGUCACAACUAAUAGGAAUACUUACUGCAGCCUGUCCAGCCGUUAGAUAUGGUUGGUUAUACACCAAAAUUCUAGAACGUCAAAAAUACUUAGCCUUACUAAAAUAUAACGAUUUUGAAGCAAAAAUCAAACUUUCGACUAUUGUUUUACCCGACCUGCAAUGGUGGAAACAAAACAUAUUGUCCACUAGCAAUUCAUUGAGGGCAGAUAAACAAUUUGCUUUAGAAAUAUACACUGACGCGUCCAAGACAGGCUGGGGGGCUGUUUGUGACGGUAAAAGAGUAAACGGUGGAUGGAAGGACAAUGAAUUAUCCUUUCACAUUAAUUACCUAGAACUACUAGCCGUUAUCCUAGGCUUGAAAAGCUUUGCUUUCGCUCACUUUAAUUGCUCUAUUUUACUCCGCGUGGACAACACAACUGCCAUAUGCUACAUAAACCGUAUGGGGGGAAUACGGUUUCCACAUUUAAAUGAUUUGACCAAAACUAUUUGGCAAUGGUGCGAGAAGCGAAAUAUCUUCUUACUUGCAUCCUACAUUAACACACACGACAACCGCGAAGCUGAUGAAGAAUCACGAAAAGUAAACGUAGAUACGGAGUGGGAAUUAUCGGAACGGGCGUUCAAAACAAUUGUUCAAAGUCUGGGGGAACCUGAAAUUGAUAUUUUCGCUUCUCGCACUAAUGCAAAAUGCCUUAAAUAUAUUUCAUGGAAACCAGACCCCGACGCAAUGACCAUCGACGCUUUUACAGUUAACUGGAACUCGUCGUUCUUCUACGCAUUUCCACCGUUCGCCUUAAUACUAAGAUGCUUACGAAAAAUUAUUAGUGACAAAGCCACCGGUAUCCUAGCUACGUCACCGACUUCAUGCCAGCCUUUCCCUGGCGGCCGCGACGCUCUCAGGACAGCGUUUAAGAGAUUAAACACUCCGGAAAUAGCACUAGAUCUCAUGCUAGCAUCCAUCUCGGAUAACACUAUGAAACAAUAUUCUAGUACGUACAGAUUAUGGUGGCAGUUUUGUAUAAAAAACGAAGUAAAUACUUUUGAAGCUCCAUUAUCAUCCAUAAUAUCAUUUUUAGUGGAUCUGUACGAAAAUGGAGCAUCAUAUGGGUCUAUUAAUAGUCAUCGCUCUGCCCUAUCUCUACUCCUCGGGAAUAAUAUAGGGUCAGACGAACGAAUUAAGCGGUUAUUAAAGGGUAUUUAUAGACAAAAACCUUCCCUUCCCAAAUAUACAAGUACCUGGGAUCCGAAAACUGUGCUUGAUUAUGUAUCGAAAUGGUAUCCAAAUAAUAAUAUAAGCCUAACAAAACUUACAAAGAAAAUGACUAUACUUUUUGCUCUGUGUACUUCUCAUCGCGUACAAACUCUCUCUCUAAUAAGAAUCUCUAAUAUCAUAAGAUCCCCGUCAGGUGCUAAGAUCUUUAUAACUGACAUAAUAAAAACUUCAGCACCAAAUCAAGAGCACCCAGUAUUAUUCCUGCCUUAUUUCGCGGAGAACCCAAGCAUAUGUCCAGCAAGAACCCUUGACGACUAUCUUAUAGUAACAUCUAGGCUACGACCUGAAGGUACUGACAAUCUCUUGCUUACUCAUAAGAAACCUUAUAAAAAGGCAUCGUCACAAACUAUAAGUCGGUGGAUAAAGCAGACUUUAGCAGAGAGCGGUGUGGACGUAACUAUAUUCACCGCCUACAGCACCCGCCACGCUUCUACUUCGGCAGCGGCCUCCGCCGGAGUUUGUAUUGACACCAUAAGAAAAACGGCUGGGUGGUCUACCUCAUCUAUGACAUUCGCUAAGUUCUAUAACCGCCCAUUAACGGAUGAAGGAGAAUUUGCUCGAUCCGUCUGUGCGAUUAGUAUUAACAGUAACAAAUAA